CUUUUGAAAGCUUCUGAAAAUUUUAUGUCAUUUCAGCAGAUUCAACACUUACAGCUGUUCAGCUUUUCUUGUACAAAAUAUUGAAAUGUGACAAUUUGGAUAGAAACGUUUAAAGAAACGUGGCACCCCUAAAUGUAUUAAAUAAAAAAAUAAUCUAGCCAAAAAUAAUAGAAAAGAAAAAUUCCCACAUAGCUUAUUGCAAAUAGGAAGGCCAACAAAACCACAUCUCAAUUUCUCACAACCUACUUUCUAUCAAUACACACAGAAUCAAACAAUGUCGAAGAAGCCUGAUUCAAAGCCUGCGUAUGGUUAUUGUGGCUACCUAGAAGUGAUGCCUUUGAGCAAGGGAUCGUCUUCUUCACAGCUCAACGAGUCUGCAGAACUUCAGAUCAAAGAUCGAUAUUCGUAUAAGGAUGCAUAUGGUGGAGGAGGUUCAAGCAGCUUUACUGAGAGCUACAAGGCUGGGGAGUUUGUGGACAAGAGCACUGGUGGCUUGGGCUACAAGCAGGAGGCAAACUACACCUCCAUUGACAAGUAUGUGAACAAGGAGCUAGGGUUUACCACUGAGUACCAGACCCAGGUGAAGUUCAAGAAGUCUGUUUACCCUAACAAGACCCAAGUGAAGUUCAAGAAGUCUGCUUCUCCUUAUAAGAGUGGAACCAAGUCCUACAACAAUCGCGUUGACUAUUAUUAAUUAGGUUUAGAUGUUCACUGGGAUGUUUUGGUAUUUUGAAAUGGGGGCUUACUUAGUUAUGUGUCUAAGCUUGUUUAUGUUUACUUGGAUUAAUCUCCUGCUAUCCGCUGUCAAUGUGAAUGAAAUAGCUCUCUCUUUCUUAUGUAAUGAACUUGUAAGUUGUUAUUAUGUCUAGCUUGUGUAUUUAUAU
Molecule: messenger RNA, 884 nt
Organism: Prunus persica (peach)
Lineage: Eukaryota; Viridiplantae; Streptophyta; Magnoliopsida; Rosales; Rosaceae
Exons: 1
Coding region: 275-694 (139 amino acids)
Source: RefSeq, a predicted model, not a curated record